This is a messenger RNA of Saprolegnia diclina VS20, 663 nucleotides long. RefSeq lists its product as hypothetical. The transcript has 4 exons. Lineage: Eukaryota; Oomycota; Saprolegniomycetes; Saprolegniales; Saprolegniaceae. The record is from RefSeq and is a predicted model, not a curated record. The coding region runs from base 1 to 663 and encodes 220 amino acids. Gene Ontology annotation, molecular function: GTPase activity; GTP binding.
AUGGGCAACACGGGCUCCAUGGCCGUGCACCCGAGCUCGUCGCGUCAGCUAUCUCGGCGACUCAGCUUUACGAGCACCCGCAAAGCAGAAGACAAGUCGAUUUUGCUGCUGGGGCUCGACAGCAGUGGCAAGAGUGCCCUUGCCCACGGCCUGGCGAGCAUCCCGAAUGCACCGGCGACAACCGCUCAUCCGUCGUCGUGGACGCCACCGCUGCCGGCCCCGACCAAAGUGGCGUGCAUCAAGACCACGGCCAUCCACGCGCGUAUGUUCAAGCUCCUCGACAUGCCCGGGCACCGAGACGCACGCCAUUUGUGGUACCAGCACAUGAACGACGUUGGCGUAGUCUGCUUUUGCAUCGACAUGAGCGACAUACUGCGGUUUCCGCUCGUCGCCAACGAGCUCGACCGCCUCUCGGCGCUGACGGCGUCGCUGGCGUCGUCGCCCGUGGUCUGGCUGCUCUUUACCAAAGCCGACUGCGCCUCGCCGGGUCAACGGCCGAACGCGAUCGAGACGUACGAAGCCAUCAAGAAGUGCCACGUCUUUCAGACGCGGAGGUCCUGCGACUGGUCGUUCAUCCUUGCCCCCGCCAUCAACUGCCUCGCCGAGACGCAGCUGAGUGCGUUCAAGUCCUGGGUCCACGAACACCUCGCCAUGAAGGAAUAG